Candoia aspera is the source of this 3251-nucleotide messenger RNA. RefSeq names its product zinc finger protein 595-like. NCBI's taxonomy places the organism in Eukaryota, Metazoa, Chordata, Lepidosauria, Squamata, Candoiidae. Gene Ontology annotation, cellular component: transcription regulator complex; PcG protein complex; chromatin. Bases 149 to 2863 code for a protein of 904 amino acids. The transcript has 6 exons. Gene Ontology annotation, molecular function: RNA polymerase II cis-regulatory region sequence-specific DNA binding; DNA-binding transcription factor activity, RNA polymerase II-specific. The record is from RefSeq and is a predicted model, not a curated record. Gene Ontology annotation, biological process: regulation of transcription by RNA polymerase II.
ACAACAGCUAGGCAGUGAGGGCUGGUUAGCCUGAUGGGUCUCGUCCAUUCCGUUUUCAUGCCGCCCAGGUCUUCUGAACGAAAAGAUCUGCAGAGACCCAGGAGCUCUCUUGGCCCCAUUUGAAGCUGUUUCAGAGAACAGAGACACAAUGGAUGCCCUCUCCCCAGCAGGUGAAGGAGAUGGAAACAGCCCGCAUUGUGCUCGGCCUGGGAGCUGUGGAGAAAUCUGGGAAAGAUCUGGACAGAAUAUCUUGGAAGAGGAAACCAUAAUGUCGGAGCGAUAUCACUGGCACUUCAGGAAUGUCCGCUACCAGAUGUCCAAGGGACCCCGUGAGAUUUGCAGCCAGCUCUCCCACCUUUGCCAUCAGUGGCUGCAGCCAGAAAGACGCACCAAGGCUCAGAUGUUGGACCUGCUGGUCCUGGAGCAGUUCUUGGCCAUCCUGCCCCCAGACAUGGAGAGCUGGGUGCGGGAGUGUGGGGCGGAGACCAGCUCCCAGGCGGUGGCCCUGGCCGAGGGCUUCCUCCUGAGCCAGGCAGAGGAGAAGAGGCUAGAAGAGCUGCAGAUCCAGAGGUCUUUCGUGGAGGCAAUUGCCGAAUGUCCUGAUGGAAGGAGGGGUGAUCCCUCAAAUCCAUCUCAGAGGGCACUUUUGGGGGGCUUCUCCAAGGAAGAUCACAGUCAGGACACCUCACUAGGAAGCAAAGAGAUGUCGUUGGCAUUUGUAGGACCAUCUCCUUUUCCUGGUAGAAUCAAAAGAGCAUCUGAACCUCCAGCUCAGUCUCUCGUGUCCUUCAGGGAGGUGGCUGUACAUUUCUCCAAGGAGGAGUGGUCUCAGCUGGAUCCUCACCAAAAAGCCCUCCAUAAGGAAGUCAUGCUGGAGAAUGCUAGGCACGUGGCCUCUUUGGUCCUCAACCAGAUCUCAUCUCCUGGCUGGAAGAAAGAAAAUCCAGUCUUCUACUCCAUGGAAGGGAAGAGAUCAAGUGUUGCUUCCUUAGGGUCCAGAGGGCAAGAGAAUGAGAUGGAACCAUUCCAGAUGAUCACUGAGAAACAGCAAAAGGAGAUACUUGGAAAUAGAAUGGAACCCAAAAGUCCCGGAGGAACACCAUUAAAAAAUAGAAGAAAGAAAAUCUCCACUGUCCAGUGCACUCAAAUUCAAGAUUUCUUUGUGCAAGAAGAUGGCAAAGGACAAAGGAGAUGUUUAGGGGAAAGUGUGAAAAUAUUUGAAGAUGUAGUAGAUUUAAAUCAACACUCCAGAGCACACAUUAAAGAAGAACGAUAUGGAUGCAGGGAGGAUGGGCAAGAGUCUUGGGCUCUUUCUUUACAUACAAAAAUGAACAUGGUAGAGAAAGCUUAUGAAUGUACAGAGUGUGGAAAAAGCUUCAGCAAGAACAUUUCUCUGACUUCCCAUAAAAGGAUCCACUCAAGGGAGAAGCCAUAUAAAUGUAUGGAAUGUGAUAAGAGCUUCAAUAAAAGCAGUUGCCUUAUUUCCCAUAAAAGGAUUCAUACAGGAGAGAAACCUUAUCAGUGCAUGGAGUGUGGGAAAAGUUUCAUUGAUUGUAGAGGACUUAAUUCUCAUAAAAUAAUCCACACAGGAGAGAAACCUUAUCAGUGCAUGGAGUGUGGGAAGAGCUUCAGAUGGAGCAGUGUCUUUAAUUCCCAUAAAAGGAUCCAUUCUGGUAUGAAACAAUAUAAAUGCACCGAGUGUGGGAAGAGAUUCAGAUGGAGCAGCACCUAUAAUUCCCAUAAAAUAAUCCACACGGGUGAGAAACCAUAUAAAUGCAUGGAGUGUGGAAAAAGCUUCCGAGAUUCAAGUUCUCUUACAUCUCAUAAAAGGAUCCACACAGGAGAGAAGCCGUAUAAAUGCAUGGAGUGUGGGAAGAGCUUCAGGUGGCGAAGUGCCUUUAAUUCCCAUAAAAGGAUCCAUUCUGGUGUGAAACUGUAUCAGUGCACCGAGUGUGGGAAGAGGUUCAGAUGGAGCAGUGCCUUUAAUUUCCAUAAAAGGAUCCAUUCUGGGGUGAAACUGUAUCAGUGCGCCGAGUGUGGGAAGAGGUUCAGGGGAAGCAGCACCUUUAACUGUCAUAAAAGAAUCCACACAGGGGAGAAACUGUAUAAAUGCCUGGAGUGUGGGAAGAGUUUCACUCAGAACAGUCAACUUACUUCUCAUAAAAGAAUCCACACGGGGGAGAAACCAUAUAAAUGCAUGGAGUGUGGGAAGAGUUUCACUCAGAGCAAUCAACUGGCUUCCCAUAGGAGGAUCCACACGGGGGAAAAACCAUAUAAAUGCACCGAGUGUGGAAAAAGAUUCAUUGAUUGCAGAGGCCUUAGUUCCCACAGAAGGAUCCACACUGGGGAGAAACCUUACGAAUGCAUGGAGUGCAGAAAGAGUUUCAGUACAAACAGUUCUCUUACUUCCCAUAAAAGGAUCCACACAGGGGAGAAACCAUAUAAAUGUGUGGAAUGUGGAAAAAGCUUCAGCACAAACAGUUCUCUUAUUUCUCAUAAAAGGACCCACACGGGGGAAAAACCGUAUAAAUGCAUGGAAUGUGGAAAGAACUUCAGCACAAACAGUUCCCUUACUUCGCAUAAAAGGAUCCACACAGGGGAAAAACCAUAUAAAUGCAUGGAGUGUGGAAAGAACUUCAAUACAACCAGUUCCCUUACUUCGCAUAAAAGGAUUCACACGGGGGAGAAACCGUAUAAAUGUAUGGAGUGUGGAAGGAACUUCAGGAAGAGCAGUGAUCUUACUAUCCAUAAAAGGAUCCACACAGGAGAGAAACCAUAUACAUGCAUGGAGUGUGGAAAGAACUUUAGGGAAAAGAGAUCCCUUAACUCCCAUAAAAGGGUCCAUUUGAAGGAAAAACUUUAGAAGUUCAUGGACCUUUGGAAAGACCUUCAGUCAAAGCAUUCAUCUUAGUUCUCAUCAGUUAGUCUUCAGAAAAGGAAGUAAUAUAAAUCUGAAGUUCCAGACUGAGAGCUGCACUUGUAGCCAGGGAACAAAAAAUUAUUGGGACGAAAACAACAGAAGAUAAUAGGAUUUUCCUUUUAAAAAUCAUCAUAAUCAUUGUCAUCACUUUCUCCCCCUUCUCCCCUUGAUGUUAAUAAUAAUGGCAGUGAUGGAGAAAUCCUAUUAGUAGCCUAUCAGCAUCAUCUUUGGUCUGCCAAGAAUGUUGCCUGUAUUUUAAAAAAAUCUCCAAAGUUAAAUUAGUCUUUUUAAUAUUCAGUUUGUUCUUUUAUAUAAAGUUUGAUUUUGUUCA